AAUUCCAUCCGAAAUAAACCGAUGGUGGGCUCAACCUAAUUAGAAGGAACCAAGAUCCAUUAGUCCCACAAUCCGGGGAAAACUAAUCAACCCACCUAUGAAUACAACGGCUAAGUUAAUGGUAAACCCGAUGCUUGCUAAAAUUUAGAUAUCGCUUGUUUGUUUUGUGCACUUUUCCCAUAAGGGUAAGAGAAAAUCGAUCUCCCCAACCCAAAAUUCUCAUUGCAAAACUCCCAUAUUAAUCCUUAACAAAUUAAUUGUGGGGGCCUUUUUUUUUUUUUUAACAACUAUGUCGACAGAAGUCUCCCAUUUGAGUGAGGUGGCAAUAGCUCUAUUCCUGUGGACACUUUGGGAACUCAGAACAGAAGAAACAGAACUACCUGCCCUCACCUGUUCUGUUUCUCCAUAGCGAUCACACAGUUCCUCCUUUUAUCUUAUGACCAUGUUUCUUCGCCAAGGAUCUUCCCAGCCACAAGAGCAGGAGCAUCAUGAGCAGCAAUCUGAGGCCAAGGUCAGUGAGUUGAAAGUCGCUCUUGGUCCACUUUCUGGACGCAACUUGUUAUUUUGUAAUGAUGCAUGCCUGAAAAGAUAUCUGGAAGCUGGUAGCUGGAAUGUAGACAAAGCAAAAAAACUGGUGGAAAAUACGCUUAUGUGGAGAUCUACUUAUAAACCUGAAGAAAUCCGUUGGGCAGAAGUGGCAGUUGAAGCUGAAACCGGUAAAAUGUUCAGAGCCAGCUUUCAUGAUCGCUUUGGAAGGACUAUACUGAUAAUGAAACCUGCAUUGCAGAAUACAACAUCAAUGGACUGCCAGAUCAGACAUCUGGUGUACAUGUUGGAAAAUGCCAUCAUGAAUCUUCCAGAAGGCCAGGAAGAAAUGGUAUGGUUGGUAGACUUCACUGGAUUAUCUUUCAGAUUCAAUGUGUCAAUUAAGACUGCCCAAGACACUGUAAGUAUACUACAGAAUCACUAUCCUCAGAGGCUCAGCAUGGCAAUAUUAUACAACCCGCCCCUCAUAUUUGAAGCAUUUUGGAAGAUUGUUAAAUACUUCUUGGAUCCAAAAACAAUCGAUAAGAUCAAAUUUGUGUACCCAAAGAAUGAAAAAAGCGUGGAGCUCAUGAGAUCAUACUUUGAUGUGGAUAAUCUUCCUACCGAAUUCGGUGGAAAAGCAACCAUGAAAUAUAACCAUGAAGAUUUUUCAAAGUUAAUGGUUCAGGAUGACAUGAAAGCUGCGAAAUUUUGGGGUUUUGAUGAAAAAAUGGUUUCUUCAGAAACUACCGGCAACCAUGCUACUGCUGGAGUAGUAAUUGCUCCUGUGCCCGAGUCUGUUAGUUAGCCUGACAAACUGUGGACAGUUCCUG
This is a messenger RNA of Erigeron canadensis, 1358 nucleotides long. Its product is annotated as CRAL-TRIO domain-containing protein C23B6.04c-like. The transcript is spliced from 6 exons. The record is from RefSeq and is a predicted model, not a curated record. Gene Ontology annotation, molecular function: phosphatidylinositol transfer activity. Lineage: Eukaryota; Viridiplantae; Streptophyta; Magnoliopsida; Asterales; Asteraceae. The coding region runs from base 437 to 1333 and encodes 298 amino acids.